Molecule: messenger RNA, 468 nt
Organism: Cuscuta campestris
Lineage: Eukaryota; Viridiplantae; Streptophyta; Magnoliopsida; Solanales; Convolvulaceae
Source: the annotation of a GenBank genome assembly
AGGGCGGUGGUGCUUCUCUUCUCAUCCUCGUUAUCCUUAUUCUCCUCCCACACGUCAUGAUGUGUGCGAGGCCCAUCGCAAAGCAAGUUGUUGAGGUGGGGAACACGGCGGGAGAUGGCGGCGGCGGCGACAAGGGAAUAGUAGUGAGGAAGACGGCGGAGAAGGGCGGAGGAGAUACGAGCAGCAGGACGGAGGAAGUAGGGGGCGCAGGAUCGAGGCUGCCGGACUGCUCGCACGCAUGCGGGUCGUGUCGGCCAUGUAGACUAGUGAUGGUUAGUUUUGUGUGCUCCAGCCUUGAGGAAGCCGAGACUUGUCCCAUGGCUUACAAAUGUAUGUGCAACAACAAGUCUUAUCCUGUUCCUUAAUUAGCUAGCCAGCUUAUUACUAGUGCGGUUAGUCAUCUCCAAAGGGACUUGUUAUUUGUGGCUUGCUAUGGCUUUUUUUAGCAAAUGAAUAGUGGUAUAACAA